AUGGAGGGACGGCGGGGCGUGCGAACCGAGGCUGCCGCCGGGAUCGAGGGGCCUGCCGCUCGUCGGGGAGGCGCUCGAGUUCUUCACGGCGUCCCCGACCCUCGAGCUGCUGCCAUUCUUCAAGCGACGGUUGGAGAGGUCAUACACGAAGCUCUUAGGCUGGCAAAUAUCGCUCCAGUAGUGUUCCGGAAAGCAAAGCAGGAUGUGCAGAUAAAGGGUUACACUAUACCACAAGGAUCAAAGAUCAUGAUCUGUCCAUCUGCGGCUCACAUGAAUCCGAAGGUUUACAAGGAACCUUCAGUAUUCAAUCCGUGGAGAUGGAAGGGUACUCCUGAGCCGGUUGGAGGCUCCAAGAAUUUCCUGGCCUUUGGAGGCGGUGUGCGGCAAUGUGUGGGUGCUGACUUUGCCAAGCUGCAAAUGUCUAUCUUCCUCCACUGCUUACUCACCAAGUACAGAUGGAAAGCCAUCAGUGGAGGUACCAUGGUGUUCCAUCCAGGGCUGCGAUUUCCUGACGGCUUUCACACCCAUCUUCUUCCAAAAGAUUGA
This is a messenger RNA of Panicum hallii, 546 nucleotides long. Its product is annotated as cytochrome P450 87A3-like. Gene Ontology annotation, biological process: sterol metabolic process. The transcript has 5 exons. Gene Ontology annotation, molecular function: monooxygenase activity; heme binding; iron ion binding. Lineage: Eukaryota; Viridiplantae; Streptophyta; Magnoliopsida; Poales; Poaceae. The record is from RefSeq and is a predicted model, not a curated record. The coding region runs from base 1 to 546 and encodes 181 amino acids.